This is a messenger RNA of Macrosteles quadrilineatus (aster leafhopper), 821 nucleotides long. RefSeq lists its product as uncharacterized. The transcript is spliced from 3 exons. The record is from RefSeq and is a predicted model, not a curated record. NCBI's taxonomy places the organism in Eukaryota, Metazoa, Arthropoda, Insecta, Hemiptera, Cicadellidae. The coding region runs from base 75 to 767 and encodes 230 amino acids.
AAUUUAUUUCUUUAUUCAUUACCCUCUGAUUGUAAAUUAUUCCAAAUAUUUGUGUGGCUAUCAUUAUUUAAAGGAUGGAUUCAAAUUUCUUUGGACCUCCUCCAAAGUCUCCAUUUUAUCAAGGAAUAUGUAGGCCUACUGAGACUCCAUAUCCCAACCCUUUUUUUUCAGUCCCAGCAGUCAAUUGGAAUCCACAGCCCCCCUUUUGGUUCUCAGGGGACCCUCACAGUCCCCUGUUUGGCUAUCCAGUAGGGGACCCAGAUGACUAUAGGUUUGGAACUCUCUCUCAACCAUUGUCUGAAAAGACGUUGCUGGAGGAAAUGGAAAUUGAAAGACCAGAACGAUACCUGCCUGGUGAAAUAUACAGGAAUGAAACACCUAAAAGACCAGUUGAAGACUUAUCCAAGACAGCUAACUGCCCCAAAAUUUGGACCCCUAAAGAUCCCCUCUUUCACACAGAGUUCAAACCCAGUAGAGAAAUGAUGAAUCCUCCUCUGCUGCUAGACGGAGUGCUACGGAGGAAAGCAGAAACACUCGAAUCUUUUAGGAUCCCUGAAAAACCUGUAAUUGAACAGUCUUGUGAAGGGGUGGAAGACGCUGAGACUAAAGCGAUAAAAAAACCAAACUAUUCUGACAUCCUACGACAUGCAGACACAAGAACAGCUGAUUUCAAAUGUGAGCCUGAAGAUAAAGUUGAGUUUUACGAUGCUUGUAAAAUACCAAACACUCAAUGUAAAGCGCCUCCUUCAGUGAUACAGAAUGAGUGAGCUACCCAUGAGAUACAAUUGAACUAAGAAAAUCUCCAAAAAUCAAUAUUUAAA